This is a messenger RNA of Bactrocera oleae (olive fruit fly), 946 nucleotides long. Its product is annotated as aquaporin. Gene Ontology annotation, molecular function: channel activity. NCBI's taxonomy places the organism in Eukaryota, Metazoa, Arthropoda, Insecta, Diptera, Tephritidae. Gene Ontology annotation, biological process: transmembrane transport. Gene Ontology annotation, cellular component: plasma membrane. The record is from RefSeq and is a predicted model, not a curated record.
AGGCCAUUUGCCAUUGAAAACUGUUUCACAUAAUGCCAAAAUAUCGUAAAUAUUUUCUAAUUAAAGGAAGAAUAUAAUUUAGAGUCAGCUGAACAUCCGCCUAUUUUUUAACUACGCAAGCAUGUUUCCAGCUUUAGGUUCGAACGAAUUGAGAAGCUAUUUAUUCCGACGGCAACUACUUUGUGAAUUCUUCGGCACAUUUUUGCUGAUGCUGGUGCGGAAGACAGUCAGUACGGUGGAGGACACUCAAUGGGCCGUAACGAAAAUAUCAUUCGCUCUCGGCCUAACUGUUGCUGCCUUGACCAAACUAUUUGGUCGCAUAAGCGGCUGCCAUAUCAACCCUGCAGUUUCUAUUGCUUUCUUUGUUGUCGGCGAGAUGAGCACUUUACGUCUAUUUUUCUACAUAAUCAUGCAAUUAUUGGGCGCAAUUUCGGCAGUAUCCACGUACACAUUAUAUGCUUUCGCCAAUUCUAAUGCAAUUCAAGAGCCUAGUGCAUUGGAAGACUGGCAAAUAAUAUUAUUGGAACUAAUACUCACAACUAUGUUCAUCAUGCUGUUUCGAACAAUGUCUGAUGCACAACAUCGCAGUCAACGGAGUUCCGCGUCUAUGGCCAUAGGCUUUGCAUAUACAGCAUGCCUUUUGAGUGGCACCUCUAUAUCGGAGGUGGCACUGAAUCCGUUAUUGCAUUUUGCUUCUGGGCCAAAUAUAUUUGCUGGCGAUUUUACACCAGCUAUUGGUUCAAUUCUGGGUGGCAUUUUUGGAGCACUGACGUAUGAAGCCUUAUACAUGCCGUAUAAACGAGAACCACGCACCUCGAGCCUUUUCGAUUGGCUACGCAAUACGCCAUCAGCAGAGAGCAAAUCAAACGUUCGUUAAUUUUGUAUUUUGUAGAAAGGAUUUGGAUGCAUUACUAUUAUUUAAUAAAACUUGUUUUUGUCGCCUUCA